UCCUUUCUCUUUUUUCCUCACUUCACUCGCGCCGCCUUGAUGUCGCCGGUGACCGGAGCACGCCUCCCCCUCUUGCCGGAAUCCAAGGAAGCUGCGAGGCCAGCAACCGUGUCCGGCGCCGUGUUCAAUGUUGCCACGAGCAUAAUUGGCGCCGGGAUUAUGUCUCUCCCGGCGGCUAUGAAGGUUCUGGGUGUGAUUCCGGCGUUCGUGUUGAUUCUGGUCAUCGCUUUUCUAGCUGAAAUAUCAGUGGAGUUCCUCAUGAGGUUUACGCGUUCCGGCGAGACGACGACGUAUGCUGGUGUCAUGAGAGAGUCGUUUGGACCCUUAGGAGCAGUGGCAGCGCAACUUUGUGUCGUAAUUACUAAUCUUGGGUGUUUAAUUAUGUACCUGAUUAUUAUUGGGGAUGUGCUUUCUGGAAAUCAACCUGAAGGAGAAGUACACUUGGGUAUUUUGCAACAGUGGUUUGGAAUUCAAUGGUGGAAUUCACGUGAAUUUGCUCUGCUCGUCACCUUAGUCUUCGUUAUGCUUCCACUGGUCUUGUUCCGUCAUGUAGAGUCCUUGAAGUUCAGUUCUGCAAUAUCAACUCUUCUCGCUGUGGCAUUUGUUACAAUAUGUUCUGUAUUGGCAAUCGUUGCUCUUGUAGAAGGAAAAACACAAACCCCAAGAUUGUUUCCUCGUUUGGACCACAACACCUCUUUCUUCGACCUAUUUACUGCAGUUCCAGUGAUAGUCACAGCCUACACAUUUCAUUUUAACGUACAUCCAAUUGGGUUUGAGCUAGCCAAGCCAUCGGACAUGACAACUGCAGUUCGAAUAGCAUUAAUACUUUGUGCGGUCAUAUACUUUUCAAUAGGCCUAUUUGGGUACCUCUUGUUUGGGGAUUCAACUCAGUCUGAUAUUCUCAUCAACUUUGACCAGAGUUCUGAUUCUGCAGUUGGUUCCUUGCUCAAUAUUUUAGUCCGUUUGACCUAUGCAUUUCAUGUUAUGCUGGCGUUCCCUCUCCUGAACUUCUCUCUGAGAGCCAACGUAGAUGAAUUCUUCUUCCCCAAGAAGCCUCUGCUGGCCACAGACACCAAGAGAUUUGUGAUCCUCACUUUAUUGCUGCUAGUCUUCAGCUACGUUGCUGCUAUAGCAGUCCCAGAUAUUUGGUACAUCUUUCAGUUUAUGGGAUCAACAUCUGCAGUGUGCCUUGCCUUCGUCUUCCCUGGUUCUAUUGUUCUAAGGGAUUCUCACGGUAUAUCAACCCGAAGGGACAAAAUUAUAGCACUGGUUAUGGUUAUACUAGCUGUAGCAACAAGUGUGAUUGCUAUCUCCAACAACAUAUACAAGUUUUUCGGGUAGUAAGCAAGAAAUUUGUAUCCUUAUUUUUUCUUUCCUUUUCCUUUUGUCCCAUAUGUAAAAAUUUUGAUUAGGGGGAGAGAGAGAGAAGUCUAGACACCUUUGAUAGUUGAGGUUGAGGCGCUUGUGUUUCUAGGGUUGGUUGUUUUGGAUGUCAUUAUUAUUUGUUUGUUGUAAAAUUCAUUUAUCUAGAACAGAACAGCUAUCUAAAAUAUAAAAUAUGAUGAAGCAUGCAUUUAAUGAUAUGGAUCCAAAUUUCCCAAUUGAAAUACACUGUAUCCAAGAGCAAUCUGAUUGAUAGAUGCCGGUUGUUAAACGUGCAUUGGGACCCA
Molecule: messenger RNA, 1670 nt
Organism: Gastrolobium bilobum
Lineage: Eukaryota; Viridiplantae; Streptophyta; Magnoliopsida; Fabales; Fabaceae
Product: amino acid transporter AVT6C-like
Exons: 5
Coding region: 40-1341 (433 amino acids)
Biological process (GO): amino acid transmembrane transport
Molecular function (GO): amino acid transmembrane transporter activity
Source: RefSeq, a predicted model, not a curated record